This is a messenger RNA of Atta colombica, 948 nucleotides long. RefSeq names its product wiskott-Aldrich syndrome protein family member 1-like. NCBI's taxonomy places the organism in Eukaryota, Metazoa, Arthropoda, Insecta, Hymenoptera, Formicidae. The coding region runs from base 1 to 948 and encodes 315 amino acids. The record is from RefSeq and is a predicted model, not a curated record. The transcript is spliced from 6 exons.
AUGUCGAAGAUCUUUCUAUUCCUGACAUUAUUAUGCACCUGUGCAUUCGCAUCGGUGCUGAAGAACAUGAAGCAGCAAAAACGGGGUGUUAUCAGUAACGACGAAUGGAUCGGUUUCUCAAGUCCUUAUGGACAUGGAGAACCAUGGUCAAUCGAGCGUAAUUCUUGGAAAGGUCUCAAACUUCCUUCCGAAGUUAAUCUGCAUGCAGGGUUGUAUCUAGCAAGUGCGUCUUACGAUAGAAGUGGCAUCGCCUUAACACCUGAAAUUGUGAAAACUGUACCAGUGUAUUUAACGAAGCACGUAGUGCUGGAGAAGCCGGUGCCAGUUCCGGAGCCAGUAAUCAUAGAGAAACCGUAUCACGUGCCAUUACCGAUCGAGAAGAUAGUUCAUAAACCAGUCCCGAUUCCCGUCCCGGUGACUCAGGCGAUGCCAAUCCCAGUGAAGCAGCCGAUCGCGGUAUCCGUACAGCAGCUGUAUCCAGUCUCAGUAAAGCAUCCGGUAUCCAUACCAGUUCCGGUGCCGAUCCCGGUUCCGGUACAGCCGUUACCACCCUCAUCGCUUCCGCUGCAUUUGUUACCACCCUCACCGCUUCCGAUCAUCCUAGUGCCAUCUAUGCGCACGACUACGCACCCGAUCUUCACGUCCACCCGUCGCCGGUCGCCGUCCACUUGGACCAGGGCAUUCACGACAUCGCUCCCCUUGCUCAUGGCAUCAGCCAUGGGAUUGGUCAUGUGCUGGAGCACGGUUAUGGCCACGACUACCACGAUGCCCAUGUUGAUCUCGUCCAUGGGCACGAUCAUAAAAAGAGGAAGACUGACAGGAACUGACUCGAGCAAACAGAGGGCGGAAGCCCUGCAAUAUAAAUCUUUGAAAGAUACUGUAUAUAUGGCGAAAGAAGAGAGAGAAAGAGAGAGAAAAAGAGAAAGAGAAGAGAACGAAAAAGAAUGA